AUGGCUACUGUGGUAGAACUUGCAUCCAAUUGUUGCAUUGAUGAUGUCAUCCUUAUCACAGUAAUGGACACAGGGAAGUUUAGCCUGAUUAGUGAGUUAUUUCUUGAAGUCCAGAUUCAGAAUAUUUUAUCUUCAACUGUCUUUAUACAAAAGGUUUCCUUAGAGCUCUCUGAAAUGUACACAGGAGCCGAGUUAAAUACUGUCAACAAAGAUGGAGAAGAUGAGUGUACCUUUGGAACAAGAACAUUUUUGCAGUCAAUGGAAGGACGCCAGUAUUUAUACCACCUUCAGCUCAAGCAGGAAUUUUCAGAAAAAGUUAGUACCAUUUGGGAACUAACAGAAAUAGGAAAAUUGAAUAUACUAUGGAAAAGAAAUCUAGGUGAAAAGGCAAUGUUACAGACUAUCCAACUUAAAAGAGAAGCUCCAUGUUAUGGGAACUUGAGGCUGUCUUUGAUGACAAUCCCAGACACUGUAAUUUUAGAAGAGCCUUUUUAUAUUACCUGUAAGAUAACCAACUGCAGUGAUCAGAAAAUGAAAUUGGUUUUGAACAUGGGCGAUACGGAUUCUAUUCGCUGGUGUGGAAGUUCAGGAAAGUAUCUUGGAAAUCUGCCUCCACGUUCAUCUCUCUGUUUUACCCUAACACUCCUGUCCCUAAAACUGGGUCUACAAAGUGUCUCUGGCAUACGGAUAACAGACAAAUUAUUAAAGAAAACAUAUGUCUGUGAUGAUGUUGCAAAAGUCUGUGUAAUAUCUUCCAUUAUUAAAAUGAAAACUUGA
This is a messenger RNA of Condylura cristata (star-nosed mole), 777 nucleotides long. Its product is annotated as trafficking protein particle complex subunit 13-like. The record is from RefSeq and is a predicted model, not a curated record. Lineage: Eukaryota; Metazoa; Chordata; Mammalia; Eulipotyphla; Talpidae. The transcript has 2 exons. The coding region runs from base 1 to 777 and encodes 258 amino acids. Gene Ontology annotation, cellular component: TRAPPIII protein complex.